UCGGGUUGACGAACGCGGAUCCGGCAGUAUUUCUCUGCUUAACGUCUGUGUGAACGGGCUGCGCGCUAAGUCUCCAACGGCAGCGCCAAACUACUUGGAGCCGAGCGCUGAGGAUCUUAAAAAAUCUGUGUGUGUGUGUCACUAGCUUCAAUUAAAUGUAAAAAGAAAAAGAUUAUUGUCAUUCGGCUUACCGUGUUUAAAAAAAGUCAAAUUUUGCUUGUAUCGAAAGAUUUAUUAACAUUACGUAAGAAAUUUAUUGUACAGAAAGUGGGAAUUCAUAAAACUCUUGCGAGGUUUGAAGCUAUCGAAGCGAGCAGAUGUUACAAGCAAACGAAACAGGCAAAUCAACUGCCAAUGAAAUUGUGAACAACUAUAACACUGCCAAAAUUUUCACCACAAUUGUGUUCAUACCGCCUGCCAGUUGUAGUCACCGCUGCCACACAUACGCUGCAGCCACAGUGAGCGUGCCACAUAGCAGCUGAGACUACGCCAACACGCCAAUACGCCUUACAACACCACCGCCACCACUACUGCCAAUAAAAUGCCAAUUUGCAACAAGCCACCGCUAUCGCUGAGCCAAGCAAAAGGUGCCACCGAUUUCGAUGACCACGCCUCAGAAGCAGCCAAAAUGAAGCGCACACGCGAGCAAGCCUACUUCAAUUCAUACAAUUUCGAUGCAAUCCAAACGUUGCCCUACGACAAUGAUAUCGAAAACAUGGAGGAGAAAGUACAACAACAGGCGGGCAGUCUGGGAAGAGUGCCGACUACUGUUUCCACAAACACAGUCACUACAAAAGUUCCGUCUAAUGCUGGCAAUGGCAGUGGCAGCGGCAGCGGUAUCGGAAUCAGUAGCGGUAACAGUAACCAGAAUCAACCACAGCACAAUACGCUUAAAACAAUGUUUCGUGGUGCAUCGUCAUUCGCCCCAACGCAGAGCAAUCGCAGCCGCAGCAGCUUGCACAGCAGUUUGCAUAGUAGCAGUGGUCGUAGCAGCGGGCGCGGAAGUCAACGUAGUGGCCAUAGCAGCGAUGCUGAUGGCUAUUUGCGUCGCCAACAUUCCGGCGAACUGACCUACACGUAUAUGCAACGCUUUGGUGCACACUUAGUGCACUCGCGCAAUGCUUCGCCGUCAUCGGAUUUGGAGAGAGGUGGCAAUACGGUUAGCCUUCAAGGAGGAGGAGGAGGACCAGGAAACGGAGUAGGUGCCGUCGCGUCCGAAGAAAUUGCGCCGGUGCACGGAAAGUGUGCAACGGAAGUGUCGGAGAAUGGGAGUUUUCUGCUGCCACGCGCCAUGCUGAAGUACCAAAGUGUUGGCAGUGCAAAUUCAAUGCCAUUGGCAGUCAACAGUAGUGGACGCGCGGACAAAUUACUGCAAAAUGGCCAUAACCACCAGCAGAGCGGCAACAGUAAUAAUAGCAACAACAACGAAAGCAGCAAUAAUUGCAGCAACAGCAAUGUCAGCAGCAGCAGCAGCAGCGGUAAAACAAUGAUGAUGACCACCAAUGCCAUUAGCAACAAACAUACACAACAUACACAAUACAACACCAACAGCAAUAGCCACAACACCAGUAAUAAUAAGAGUAAUGCUGUUACAAGCACAGCCAUCACAAAGGCGAUAAAUAACAGCAACAGUAAUAACAUAAACAUAAACCCCAGCAGCAACAACAAGAGCAAUAGCAAUAUUACUAAAAACAGGCUAAACUAUGCGAAUAGCAAUGAUGGUUACGCCAGUUUACUAGUCGCCAACAACAUCGAUAGUGGUGUGCCUUUCAGAGUAACAACGGCCACGAAGACGGCAGCAGCCGCAACAGCAACAGUGCCAAUAGCAACCACCUUAACACCGGGUGCAGCCGUGCGCGUCAAGAAACAGUCUAACAGUUCGACAAUCACAACAACGACCACGUCUAGCAUUAGCGCCGAACACGACGAAGCGCCGCCACGGGCAAACAACAGCAAAGCUACAACGUCGAAAACAACCGACUCCAAAUUGGCACAGAGCGGUGACAGUGAGCGCCGUGGACGCACCAAUUCACAUCAGUCGCACUAUUCGACAGACAAAAGCGGCUCGUCCGGUUACUAUAGCUCGAACGUUUGCUCCACAUAUUCGCUGGACGAGCAUAUCUAUUGCGAACCGGUUAUAGAUAUCCUAAAUGUGAGCAAUAGUGGUUGUGACGCUGGUGGUGGUGGUAAGUGCAGCAAAAGUUCACGUUUGGAGUGCUCAGACAAAGCAACGGCUAGUGGUGAUAACAACAAAAGCACAAAAGCAGCGCUAGGGACAACAACGUUGGCCAAUAGUCACGUGAGGGACAUGAGCAGUAAAGGAGGUGCGAUAAAACGCGGUUUCGGGCGUCGCAAUGGUAGUGCAGCGCCGACAAGUCGAAACGGCGAAAGUGGUAUUGCUGGUUGUAGUGAGAUGGAUGGCGAGGACGAUUGUGAUGGCGAUGCAGAGGAUGAGGCUGCAGCGCGUCAUACCAACAGCAUUGGCAGGAAUUCGAAGAGUGUAGAAGAGACAACGUUUGGCGUGAGCAAAAUACCGGCUAGUUUGCAAUUUUUACUACAACGACAAACCUCCGAGGAAUAUACACCAUCACAACAUUUCAACGAUAAUCUGCGUAUAUUGGAGACUAGCAUCGAGAAUCUCGAUCGCCAUUUGAAAAAUUUUCCAAGUCUGAGUUCUCACGAACGUAUAGCCGCUUUUGUACAGUCACAUCAUCAUCUUCAUCAACACCAACACGUAUAUCAGCAAAUGCCGCUGGCGGAGACUGGCGACAAACUGGCUAUCCGUGUACCUCAACAUCCGCAACAUUAUUUGCCCACCAUUAUGGAAGGUUACGAUCCCACCAAUCAACCGCGUCGUUCAUGGCCCGAUGAGAUGGUGGAUGAUUCGCUACUCGAUAUAGACCUCGACUCAUUUUUGCUAGUCAACGAGCGCAAUGCUGGCGGCAAGUUGCAUAAAAGCGGGCCGAUGCGCGAUAGUGGCAUCGACAAUCCCACAUUUCUCACCGAAGAGCAAGAGGAGGAGAAUAAUUAUAAGUGCGCAAAAUAUAUCAAUUCCUGUCCCGACGAUGCAUAUCGCGUUGAAAGUGAUAUCGUUGCUGGCAUGGGCACAGUUUCGGAAAAGUCCAGUACGGUUGCAGACCAUUAUAUGAAACGCUACGAAGACCAACUGCAUUUCCAGAGCACACGUGAGCUGCUCGAAGAUGUACGCGACAAAAUACGUUUGCUAUCGCAGGCGAGUGGCAGCGCCGGUUCGCAUAGCCCCGAAUUGCACUUGAGUCGUGGUGUACAUACCGAACAACUACCAUGCGAACUGGAAGGCAUGAUUAAAAUGCUAAAAAGCGAACUUGAAAACUAUUUGGAUCGCAUGAAUCAGCACAGCGAAUUAGAAAUACGCCAACUGUGCAGUGGUCUUGUAAGGAAUCAUAAUAUCGUAAAAAUGAAGAAGGCAUUCGAACGUCGUCGUUCAACGCAUAGUCUCGGUACGAACGAAUCGGAUUACGGCUAUAUUGGCAACUACGAAGCAAUCGGCGAUGGUGUGCCAGCGAGUAUACGUGAACAGAUCGCUUCGAUACGUUGCGCGAGUGAUCCGAAUUUUAAAAUGAAACGCAAAUCUCUAACCGACGUGUUUCCCAUUGCGGAAUGUUAUGCAGUGUCCGAAAAUCUGCAACGUGUACCGUCGCAAGUGUCACUACAGCAACGUCGUCCGUCGCUACCGCGUCGAGAUCGUGAACGCUUGGAUCAAAGACAACGGGAACGCGAUCAAAAUAUAAUCACAUUACAUGUGCCCACAACACAAUUGCAGCGUAAUCUCUCGUUCCAACAACCGAUAUUAAGUAAAUUAGAUGCGAAAGCAUUGGCAAUGCCUGCGGCAGAUGCCGAAGUUGGUAGCAAAAGCAAUCCGAAUGCUGGCAGUAGUGCUGCCGGCAACGGUAGCGGUGCUGAAUCGGGGGAAUCCGGUGAUAAGGACUCGAUUUUGGAAUGGCACCGAAAGAAGCCGAGCAUUUGGGAAAUGUACUACGGUACGAAUCGUAUGAAUCAGUCAUUGCUGGGCAAGCGCAAUGGCAUGGUCACGAACAACAACAAUCAGGUCACAAUGUCGUAUCCAUCAUCACGUCCUGAGUCCGAUUUUACUUUGGACCUGCCGCGUGCUGAGCAAUUACGCAUCAAAAUGGAAAAGGAAAAGAAAUUCCGCCAAAGAUGUCGCUAUAUAACAACUUUUUUGAGUCUGGUGUUCUUUCUACUCACGGUCAUGGUGGUCAGUUUGGUAUUGACAAGGGGCAAGCGAAUGUUCGGCAGUAUGAUCUAAGGCAAAAGUGAAGUAAAAGUAGAAGAAGAAGGACAAAAACAAUAAGCAAAUAAUUUAUAUUAAUAUAACCUAAAAAUUGAGUAGACAAUGGUAAACUACCAAGAAAAAUGAGCUUUCGAAACUUGAAUUUGCCUAUAUAAUAUUAUUUCCGUAUAGAUUUUUGUUUUUUAACUGACUAUUGCAAGUUUUGAUAACCUCAAAUCCGGUUUGAGUAAAAGAGUUCCAAUCGUAUUUAUAUUAAUUGCACCGAAAAAGAUACAUAUUUCAAAAAUUUUAAAUGUAAAAAAUUCUAUUUGAUUUUGGAGUCUGACGAUCGAUUAUUUUAUUAUUGAUAAUUUUAUAAAAUUGAUACUUUUAGCUAAAAAAAAUUUGAGUUAGUUUUUGAGUAGAAUAAAAUUUAAUUGUUUUGUGCGUUAAACCUAGGGAUGUGCGCUGUUGACCCGAAGUUUUGAGGUUAGUUCCCAACUUUUCAAAACUAAACAAAAAACCAUGUCUCAACUCAAAAAAGAAGGGUUAGGAGACGGUAUAAAACUGUAAAUCACGCCGAUUGUGGGACAAAAAUUUAGAGAGGCAUCACAAUUCGGCGAAGAAAUGUGACAUAAACGUGUCAGCGUUGUAUGCGCUAUAUUAUUAUUUUAUUAUGUACAUCAUUUUUUAUUUAGAAAUUUAUAUUUUAAAACAAUUUUUUUGAUAAACAAAUAUAUACACAUACGUUUUGGUUUUA
This is a messenger RNA of Anastrepha obliqua, 5030 nucleotides long. RefSeq lists its product as uncharacterized. The record is from RefSeq and is a predicted model, not a curated record. Lineage: Eukaryota; Metazoa; Arthropoda; Insecta; Diptera; Tephritidae. Bases 542 to 4306 code for a protein of 1254 amino acids. The transcript has 6 exons.